Messenger RNA from Annulohypoxylon maeteangense, 2829 nucleotides. RefSeq lists its product as uncharacterized. Gene Ontology annotation, molecular function: RNA binding. The record is from RefSeq and is a predicted model, not a curated record. Gene Ontology annotation, cellular component: nucleus. The coding region runs from base 1 to 2829 and encodes 942 amino acids. Lineage: Eukaryota; Fungi; Ascomycota; Sordariomycetes; Xylariales; Hypoxylaceae. The transcript has 11 exons.
AUGGACGACACCGAACGACGUACAGCGAAACGCUCUCGAUUCGAUCAAACCGAACCCGAGCCGCGACGCUCUCGUUUCGAUCGCAGAUCGCGUUCACCUCCAGCUAAAAGGUCGGAUCAUGGUCGCGACCGUAGCCCAAUUCCCAAGGAUGGACAGAAAGGCGCGUCCGACUCGAGAAGCCCGGUUGACCCGGCAGCGGCAGCAGCUGCCGCCGCUGCUAAGAUCAAUGCCCAAAUCCAAGCUAAGAAGGGAAUUCAACACGUCGACGUGCCUCCGAUUAAGUCGUCAUCAUCUACUUCUCCCGGUCCCAACGCUCCGACUACACCUGGCGGCAAUGGAUCCAACAACAUCAACGGCGAAAUGUACAUUGCAGAUGGAGAUUAUAUCAAAGAUAUCGAAGUGAACGAUUUGCGCAACCGAUACUUACUCACGAAGAGCUCAACUCAGAAGAUGAUUAAAGAGGAAACCGGAGCUGAUGUCACGACUCGAGGAAAUUACUAUCCCGACAAAAGCAUGGCGACACCAUCGAAUCCCCCGUUGUUCCUCCACAUCACGAGUACCUCGAAAACCGGCCUCGAGGCCGCGGUUGACAAGAUCGAGGAGAUGAUGAAGCAAGAGCUGCCUAAUCUGGUUGACGAACGACGCUUCCGACGCCGAGACCAAGAACAGGUAGAGCGAGACGAGUUCGGACGCCGUAAAUGGCCGGAGUCGAAGAUACCUAUUGGUUUGGAAGAAAUUCGCGGUUUUAACCUUCGAGCCCAAAUCGUUGGACACGGUGGCUCUUACGUGAAGCACAUUCAGCAAGAAACUGGAUGUCGUGUCCAGAUCAAGGGACGUGGCUCAGGCUAUCUCGAAGCUUCUACAAACCGCGAAAGUGAUGAUGAGAUGUACCUCCAUGUUGCUGGCCCUGAUCCGAAGAUGGUUGAUAAAGCCAAGGAGCUAUGUGAAGAUCUUAUUUCCAAUGUUAAAGAACAGUACGAGGAGUUCAAGAGUCGACCACCCCGUCAGCAUUUUGGUGGCCACGGUGGCGGCAAUGGCGGCGGUGGUGGUUAUGGAGAGCGAUCGUCGUACGGCGAGAGAUCUUACGGCGGCGACAGAUAUAACGAUCGACAAGGUAGUGGUUCGGGAUCCUAUGGUGGAUAUGGUGGUUACAACAACUCACCAAACCCCGCCGCAAAUUCGGCCUCUCCUGCACCUCCUGGCCAAGGAAGCCCGUCUACCGCUAGCAACGAUUAUGCUGCACAAUAUGCGCAGUACUACGGUGCUGGUCAAGACCCCUAUGCUGCAUACGGUGGUUACGCGGCGUAUAUGCAGUACUACCAGCAGUAUUACGCUGCUGCCCAAGCCGCUCAGCAGGGAACCCCAACGCCUCCCGUACCGGGAGCUUCAAAUUCUCCUCCACCACCUCCGCCUAGCGAAGCUCCCCCACCGCCCCCUCCUGGCGGAUCUGCACCUCCCCCGCCUCCUCCCCCUCCCGGAGCAGGAAGCUAUGGCGCUGUUAGUACCCCCUCCCCCUGGACUAUGAUCAAGCUCGAUAUUCGCAAGUUUGUAAUCCAGCACUUUGAUUGGUGUGUAGAGAAGCUCAACGGGAAAUUCUAUGACCUAUUUUCCUAUGUUCAUGCCUUUUCGGGUGAUACAGAAUACCAGAGGCCUAUUCUUCUUCUCGAAGCCUCCGACGCAAUGAGCCACCAACGCUACCCGUCGGUCGACCCCAAGGAACCGCAUUCCGUCUCCCUGAAGGUCUUACGCCUCUCGCGCCCCUCCCUCGUCGUCCAACAUCCCCUCCCACCGCCCCUCGCCACUCCGCCAUCCUCAUCAUCUCCGCUCUCCCCAUCACCACAAAAAGAAAGACAAGACGCCCCGACCCCCGCGUCCCUCGCCUACAGCACCACCGCCGACUCAAACCCAGACCCCUUCCUCCUCGCGCCGAUCCUCCAGCUCCCGCCCUCCUUCGGCUCCGCGUACGUCGGCGAAACGUUCAGCUGCACGCUCUGCGCGAACCACGACGUCCCGCUCCCGGGCGAACCCGUCGCGCAGACGUCCGGAGGAGGCGGUGGAGGCGGGUUGACGCCCCUGUCGGCGCCGCCGCCUGGGUCCCUGCCGAAGAAGAAGUUCACGAAGGAUGUGCGGAUCGAGGCGGAGAUGAAGACGCCGAGUUCGGCUGCGGCGGUGAAGUUGGCUUUGGUGGGGGCGGAGGGGGUUGAUGAUGAGGAUGAUGGGGAGGGAGAGGGAGGAGGGGGAGGAGGCAAUGCGGGUGUGGAUUUGGAUCCGGGUCAGACGUUGCAGCGGAUUGUUAAUUUCGAUUUGAAGGAGGAGGGGAAUCAUGUGCUUGCGGUUACGGUGAGCUAUUAUGAGGCGACGGAGACGUCCGGGCGGACGCGGACUUUUCGGAAGUUGUACCAGUUUAUAUGUAAGGGGUCGUUGAUUGUUAGGACUAAGGUUGGGGCUUUGCCGCUUUCUCCGACUGGGAGUAGUGUUGGGGAUGGUGGUGACGCUGGUGAGAAGGGGGAGAGGAGGUGGGUUAUGGAGGCUCAGCUGGAGAAUUGUAGUGAGGAUGUCAUGCAGCUGUACCGCGUGGGGCUUGAGCUGGAGAAGGGGCUGAAGUAUAGGGAUUGUAAUUGGGAGGUUAGUGAGAGUAAGAGGCCUGUCUUGCACCCUGGUGAGGUAGAGCAGUGCUGCUUUGUUGUGGAGGAGAAGGCUGGGGAGGAGGUGGAAGAGGAGGAGGAUGGGAGAAUCGUGUUUGGGGUCCUGGGGAUCGGGUGGAGGAGCGAGAUGGGGAAUAAGGGGUUUCUGUCAACGGGGAAGUUGGGCACGAGGCCGACUAAGUGA